Suillus paluster is the source of this 1185-nucleotide messenger RNA. RefSeq lists its product as uncharacterized. Bases 1 to 1185 code for a protein of 394 amino acids. The transcript has 8 exons. Lineage: Eukaryota; Fungi; Basidiomycota; Agaricomycetes; Boletales; Suillaceae. The record is from RefSeq and is a predicted model, not a curated record.
AUGUCACUCAUCGAGGGCAGCACAUCGCACGUCGAGGACCAGCAGGAUGCAGGCAGCCCAUCGCACCCCAAGGACCGACAGGACGAGGGCAGUCUUCAACAGCAGUCUGAAGCCACAACUUCUGUGCAGGCUCGGCAGAAAAGGAGAAUUGCUCAACUUGAGGAGCAGCUCGAGACUCUCACAGCAGGGCGGGCAGUAAAAGAAAAGCAAACAAACUACUAUAUGUCUCAAGGACAAGCGCUCAGACGCGUUGUCACUCUGUUCGACAACGUUGAGGACCUCGUCGCCAAAAACAACAGAAGGUGUGACGAAGAGCAACAGGAUGAGGAUGCUACUCUGGAACAAGAUCGAAUGCAAAUAGGGUACGUCGCCCUUACGCAAACUUUACCUUGGUUUCAUAAGAAGGGCUGCGAGUUGGAUUACGACAAGUAUUCGCACAUGAUAAAAACGCUUCGGCAGGGCGCUGAUGGUGCUCAAGGAGACGAUACCUCCAAGCUCAAGACUCUCAUUUCUGAAUGGAUCAAUCAUGAAUUCAAGCCUGAUCCCCCGGUCGACCCUGAGGAUAAACAUUCUCGUGGAUUCACUAACAAUGCGUGCGACAGGUUGCUCUGCCCAGCCGAGAUUGAUUGGAACAACCCGGCUGUAAGGGCAGGCAUUCGAGAUCGUUCAGAGGGCUAUGUUGUUACAGACCUCUUUUUUCCAGCCUACUUGUAUGACAAGUAUGCCACCAAUCUGGAUGAUCUAGAGGAGGGCUUGUUUAAGGGCAAAAUCCUUCUUCAGGCUUACAAAGCUGUAUUCACAUCACCCUCAUCAGCAAAGGACGUCGAAGGCAAUGGCAAUGGUGCAGACGUCAUCCGAAACAAUAGAUGUGCUAAGAAGUCUUCCUCCAGAAUCAAAGUCAAGAAACACGUGCGAUUCACACUUUCUUCUGUUACGUCUUGGAGGUCCGUUGAUGGGGACUUUGAUUAUGUUCAAUUCUGGCAAACCAUUGUGGACUUCUUUGAACGGCCUCCCAGCCGUGAAGCCUGCCACAGGGUUGACAGGCUCCUCGAGUGGUGGACUAGGAAAGUUUUCGGAAGGAAUCACCAUAAUGAGCUUAGCGACACGGCAAAGGCUAACAUGUCAGUAAAUGCUCUCGCAAGGCAGAGAACACGUUGUGACGACACCGCUUUCGAUUCACCUUAA